Molecule: messenger RNA, 1301 nt
Organism: Mycena citricolor
Lineage: Eukaryota; Fungi; Basidiomycota; Agaricomycetes; Agaricales; Mycenaceae
Source: the annotation of a GenBank genome assembly
CGUCACUUCGCGCUACACGGUGGUCUGCAUUCUCCCUCGGAUGGACACCCAUGAAUCCACUUCACGCGAACUUGAACUCGAGAGUCUGCUUCUCAAACGCGGCGUACAAUACAGGGAAAUUUCCGACGAAGUUAACCGUUUGCGGAGACACGUCUUAGUCAAACCGGACGCCUCUAUUGUGCCUCCAAAUGAAGCGGAGCCCACACCAUUCCCGCCCUCUCUCAGCGCUUUACUCCAUCCUUUGCUCUCGUCGAACAAUGCUGCGCCGAGUUCAAGUGUAUCUGCUUUAACCCAACGCGUCCGCCUCUUGCAAGAGGAGAACGAUGAGCUGUACGAGAUUCUCAAGCGAAGCGAAACGGGCAAAUUGAAAGAGGAGGUGACUGGACUGCGCCGGCUGGUAGAACGCCUGGAGAAGGCUUUACGGGAGUCUCAUAAUGCUGUCCACACUCUUUCAAACGAGCUCGACAAAGCAUACGAGACAAUCGCCACUGCUGCGUCGGAAUCGCAUCUUCAUUCACGAUCUCCGCGGAAUGCAUAUUAUGCCGCGUCGGACGUGAACGCUGCGAACGGCUCGAACGAUAGCGUGUCGGGCUCACUCGGUCCUUCAUCCAAGUUCCUACCAACUGGCCCUCGGGCACACAAGAAACCCCGGAUGUCCGAACCUGCACCGUCGCACGCAGGAGCCGGUCCCCCAGGAAAGGCGUCGCCUCCCAACCACUACCAUGCCAAUGCGCCACCCUCUAACCACGCGUACUCGCGUGGCUCUUCCGCUUGGCCCGACAAUAGGACCCACUCGUCCCCACGCCACAGGCAGAGCUCUAAUCGCAUGAAUGGGGAUGGUGAGAUGCGCAGAGAGCCAGAAUCUCGUGACCGGGACAGAGACCGAGACCGGGACAGAGACCGGGACAGGGAUCAUGGACGGAAGGAGCGCAGGAAUAGGUCGGGCGGCGGAGGACGCGGGGGACGGCGGACAGACAGACAUAAUGGCUCAGGUCGCAGUCCGAACGCUCGUGCAAACGACGGAGAUCGGACGUUGAAAGAGAGACUCGGAUUGUAGGACUCUAUUGCUGUACGAUCACGCUUUCUCUGGGUUUUAAUCCUUUGGAACACUAUAUCUGAUUGCUUUGCCUGUACACUUGCACUAUUACUGUGUAUCAUAUCAUCGUUUCUCUAUGGACCAAGUCUCGAAUAGACACACAUUGUAGCUAUAGCUGUCGUUUUGUUCUCCCUGUUUGUUUGCUAACCACGAGCUUUCCUUAAUCUUCGCACGCUCUAUGCACAGGCGUAGGCCGCGCGUCCAC